AAUUAUUUAGCUUGUCAACUAUCUGGUGGUUGUAUAUAAACUGAGUGCAGGGGUAGCUAUCCUAGAAGAAAUUUGACUUGGGGAGAUGAUGUCGAAAUGACAGAUGGAAUACUUAAUUAUUGAUCACACGUCUUGGAAAACAACUCCCUACCAACAGUAAUCUCCAUGAGUUUUUCCCUUUUUGUUUGUUCUUGAAUUUGAUUAGUUGAGCAAAAGAUUAUUAAAAUUUGAAUAUUAUAGUUAUUAAUUAAUACAAGUUUUAUAAUAGUAUUGUUCCUUAAACAUGGCCUGCUAAUUGUUGAAGGUUUUUCUGCCUGGCACUUUCCCUUGCCAAGUCUCUCCCUCUCAAAAACCUUAGCAUUAAAGCUUUGUGGUAAUAGAAUCCAUAUUUCAUAGAGAAAGCAAAAAUGGGUGAUAGAAUCUUUGUGGUGAUAUUCUUCUUCUGGGCAGCUCUCACCAUUAUCACCCCAACCCUUGUUCUCUUGUCAGAAUCCUCCAAACCCUUUUUGGAUACCAAUGGUCAGACUAGUGAGGGAAUUAAAGAUAGGAGAAUGAUUGGAUAUGGAGUGAAACGAUUAAGCAAUUCAAGCAUAUCUUCAAUUCAAAUGAAGGAAACAGCAGCCACAAUUGAGCACAACUGGAGCUGGUUUCAAGAACUUGAAAGCUUAGUCAGCAAAGUAUUUCUAAAAGCAAUGGGGAUGUUAAUCAGUACCAGCUAAAUUCAAUCAUAAACUUUCCAGGCAAGCGUACGUUUGCAACCCCACGUUUUCCUAGUACUUGAAGCAAA
Molecule: messenger RNA, 787 nt
Organism: Hibiscus syriacus
Lineage: Eukaryota; Viridiplantae; Streptophyta; Magnoliopsida; Malvales; Malvaceae
Exons: 2
Coding region: 408-719 (103 amino acids)
Source: RefSeq, a predicted model, not a curated record